AUGGCGGCGACCUCGAACAUGUUUCUGUAUUCCUUGACCAUUCAGCCGCCGACCACCAUCACGCAGGCCAUCGUGGGACAGUUCAGUGGCACCAAGGAACAGCAGAUCUUGACAGCUUCGGGGUCGCGUCUCACCUUGUCGCGUCCUGAUCCCUCCCAGGGAAGAGUCACCACCCUCCUCUCCCAAGAUGUCUUUGGCAUCAUCAGGUCAAUUGCCGCCUUCCGCCUCGCUGGUAGCAGCAAGGACUAUGUUAUUCUAGCGACAGAUUCCGGAAGGAUCACAAUCGUCGAAUACAUGCCCCAACAGAACAGAUUUGUUCGUGACAAGCUUGAAACUUUUGGAAAGUCAGGCGUCAGACGAGUGGUACCUGGACAGUACCUGGCUUGUGACCCCAAGGGCAGAGCCUGUCUGAUUGCAGCUGUGGAGAAGAACAAACUGGUCUACGUCCUGAACCGAAACUCUCAGGCAGAGUUGACGAUAUCUUCUCCACUGGAAGCCCACAAACCUGGAACUGUUGUACUAUCUAUGGUAGCCUUGGAUGUCGGCUAUGCCAAUCCGGUGUUCGCUGCCCUCGAAGUGGAGUACACUGAAGCCGAUCAAGAUCCUACUGGUGAGGCUGUUGCGGAGAUUGAGACACAGCUGGUGUACUAUGAACUGGACCUCGGUCUCAACCAUGUGGUACGCAAAUGGAGCGAGCCCGUGGAUCCCACUGCGUCUAUACUUUUCCAGGUACCAGGUGGCAAUGAUGGCCCUAGUGGAGUUCUGGUUUGUGGUGAAGAAAACAUCACUUAUCGUCACUCAAACCAGGAGGCAUUCCGUGUGCCAGUCCCGAGACGGAAAGGUGCCACUGAAGAUCCACAGAGGAAAAGAACGAUCGUGUCCGGCGUUAUGCACAAGCUCAAGGGCAGCGCCGGUGCCUUCUUCUUUCUCCUUCAGAGUGAGGAUGGCGAUCUGUUCAAGGUUACCAUUGACAUGGCCGAAGACGAUUCGGGAAAGCCUACUGGUGAAGUUCGUCGGCUGAAAAUCAAAUACUUCGAUACAGUUCCCGUCUCAACGAGUCUCUGUAUUUUGAAGAGCGGCUUCUUGUUCGUGGCUAGCGAGUUUGGCAACCAUCACUUCUACCAGUUUGAGAAGCUUGGCGACGAUGAUGAGGAGUUGGAGUUUGCCAGUGACGACUACCCCACCGACCCAAAGACGUCAUAUACACCGGCCUACUUCUACCCCAGGCCCGCUGACAACCUGAGUCUGGUUGAGAGCAUCAACUCUAUGAACCCGCUCAUUGACUGUAAGGUUGCCAACUUGACAGCGGAUGAUGCACCUCAGAUCUAUUCCAUCUGUGGCAAUGGCGCGCGUAGCACUUUCAGGACCCUGAAACACGGGUUGGAGGUCAACGAAAUUGUCGCGUCCGAGCUUCCUGGCGUACCGUCAGCUGUAUGGACCACCAAGUUGAGCCAAGAAGAUCAGUAUGAUGCUUACAUCAUUUUGUCCUUCAGUAAUGGCACACUCGUGCUCAGUAUCGGAGAGACGGUGGAGGAAGUCACUGACACUGGCUUCUUGUCAAAUGUCCCCACAUUAGCUGUCCAGCAGCUGGGAGACGACGGCCUGAUACAGGUCCAUCCGAAGGGCAUUCGUCACAUUCGCAAUGGACGAGUGAAUGAGUGGUCUGCUCCGCAACAUCGUUCAAUCGUUGCUGCAUCCACAAACUCACGGCAAGUGGCUGUUGCUCUCAGUUCUGGUGAGAUUGUCUAUUUCGAGAUGGAUUCUGAUGGCUCUCUGGCGGAGUAUGACGAGAAGAAAGAGAUGUUUGGUACAGUUACCUGCCUCAGCCUGGGCGAUGUGCCCGAAGGCCGUUUGAGGAGUUCUUUCUUGGCAGUGGGCUGUGACGACUGUACUGUCCGUGUGCUAAGCUUGGACCCGGAGUCAACUCUGGAGAGCAAGUCCGUGCAAGCUCUCACUGCAGCACCCACUGCCCUGUCCAUCAUGUCGAUGCAAGACUCUGCUUCCGGCGGAAGUACACUCUACCUUCACAUCGGUUUGUACUCGGGAGUAUACCUGAGAACAGUGUUGGACGAGAUCACCGGAGAGUUGACUGAUACACGUCAGAAGUUUCUUGGUCCAAAGGCUGUUAAGCUGUUCCAGGUUUCCGUUCAAGGGCAAACAUGCGUUUUUGCUCUGAGUUCAAGAACUUGGUUGGGGUAUUCAGACCCGAUUACAAAAGGUUUCAUGAUGACGCCUCUCGACUAUGACGACUUGGAGUGGGGCUGGAACUUUAGCAGCGAACAAUGCGAAGAGGGUAUGGUUGGAAUCCAAGGGCAAAAUCUCAAGAUCUUUUCCAUUGACAAAUUGGGUGAUACAUUGCUUCAAGAGUCGAUCCCUCUGACUUAUACGCCCAAACACCUUGUCAAGCACCCUGAGCAUCCCUACUUCUACACCAUUGAAUCUGAAAACAACACUCUUCCCCCGGAAUUAAGGGCACAGUUGUUGGCAGAUCCAUCAAAUGUCAAUGGUGACGCACAAGUCCUGCCGCCUCAAGAAUUUGGCUAUCCUCGCGGGCGUGGGAGAUGGGCAUCUUGCAUUAGCGUUGUUGACCCUUUGACAGAAAAGGCAGUGCUUCAGACUCUGGAUCUGGGAGAGAAUGAAGCCGCUGUUAGUGUUGCUACAGUUUCAUUUGCCAGUCAAGACAACAAGACCUUCCUCGUUGUCGGGACUGGAAAGGACAUGGUACUAAGUCCUCGUCAAUUUAGUGCUGGAUUCAUCCACGUCUACAGCAUCAGCGAGGAUGGCAAGGCGAUUGAAUUUAUUCACAAGACAAAGGUCGAAGAGCCACCAAUGGCACUUAUCCAAUUCCAGGGCCGACUCCUUGCCGGCAUUGGAAAGACUAUCCGUGCCUAUGACCUGGGUUUGAGGCAGCUACUCCGCAAAGCGCAAGCCGAGGUUGCACCGCAACUGAUAGUCUCCCUCCAAACUCAAGGCAGCCGCAUCAUUGUUGGUGACGUGCAGCAGAGUGUUACUUUUGUCGUUUAUAAGUAUGAGAGCAACAAACUCAUUCCAUUUGCAGAUGACUCCAUCAACCGAUGGACCAACUGCACAACAAUGGUAGACUAUGAGUCUGUUGCGGGUGGUGAUAAAUUUGGCAACGUCUGGAUCGUUCGAUGUCCUGAAAAGGCUAGUAUCGAAGCAGAUGAAGAUGGGUCUGGCGCACAUUUGCAACAUGCCAGGGAGUAUUUGCAUGGCACCAACCACCGUGUCAGUCUCAUGGCACAUUUCUACACUCAAGAUGUCCCCACCAGUAUCAGCAAGACCAACCUUGUCGUCGGUGGGCAGGAGGUCUUGCUAUGGAGCGGUAUCCAGGGUACAGUCGGUGUUUUUAUUCCGCUAGUGAGUAGAGAGGAUGUAGACUUUUUCCAGAGUCUCGAAUCUCACCUUCGGAGUGAAGAUCCCCCUCUGGCUGGUCGCGAUCAUCUUAUUUACAGGGGCUAUUAUGUGCCAGUCAAGGGUGUCAUUGAUGGUGACUUGUGCGAGAGAUUCGCUCUACUACCCAACGACAAGAAGCAAAUGAUUGCGGGAGAAUUGGACCGGUCUGUCAGAGAGAUCGAAAGAAAGAUUUCAGAUAUACGUACGCGCUCUGCUUUCUAA
Pestalotiopsis fici W106-1 is the source of this 3636-nucleotide messenger RNA. Its product is annotated as Pre-mRNA-splicing factor rse-1. The coding region runs from base 1 to 3636 and encodes 1211 amino acids. The record is from RefSeq and is a predicted model, not a curated record. NCBI's taxonomy places the organism in Eukaryota, Fungi, Ascomycota, Sordariomycetes, Amphisphaeriales, Sporocadaceae. Gene Ontology annotation, biological process: mRNA splicing, via spliceosome. The transcript is spliced from 3 exons. Gene Ontology annotation, cellular component: U2 snRNP; nucleus. Gene Ontology annotation, molecular function: protein binding; U2 snRNA binding.